CUGUUUUAUAGUUUUUUUUUUAAAUUACAUCCUUAUAAUUCAAAUAUUUGUAGCCACUGUUACUUACGUAUUUAUUCAUUAUCCUCCGACGUUUACCUUGUCAAUAUUUACUUCAAGUUCAUGACACAUGAAAAAAAAUAUUUACUUUCGUUAUGAUUGAAGUAUCAAGAAAUUAUACACAAGUAUGUUAUUCUUAUGUACAAAAUGGCUUCACCUCGGAAAUUAGUAACAAAAUUGCAUAGCAUAUCACCCAGGAUAUUAAGAAACGUGGAAGAAAGAACUUUUCUAACUGCAACAACUCCUACAAGAGAGUCGUAUAGAAAAGUUGUUGAAAGCAAAAAUCAACUGUCUCCUUUUAACAUCGACACUCCUAAUAGGCAAAAGAUAUUAAAAAAUGGUCUACCCACUAAAAUUGGUACGUUUCUAGGAAGUGGCGGAUUUGGUACUGUGUACAAAGUUUCGUAUAAAGGUAAUCAAGUGGCAGCUAAAGUGAUGCAAACAGAAAAAUGUUCCAGCACAUUGAUACGUGAAAAACGUGCUUCUUUGCUAAGGCAUUCGAAUAUAGUAAAAGUGUUAAUGAUAGAACAAGGUGCUUCUCUGUCUUUAAUAACAAUGGAAUUAUGUGGUACCACUUUGCAAGAUUACCUAGACGAAACGAUCUUGAACAGAGCCAAACGAAAUUGCAUAUUAAAGGAUGUAGCUUGUGCUUUGCAAUUCUGUCAUAAUGCUGGUAUCGUUCACGCAGAUGUGAAACCAAAAAAUAUACUAAUGUCUGCGAAUGGCCAAUCGAAACUCACCGACUUUGGUAGUUCUGUUUUGAUACAAGAAUCAAAUGAAAUUGAUAAAUUUCACGGAACACCAGGAUAUGCCGCUCCAGAAGUAAUAAAGGAAAAUAAAUUAACCCCUGCGGCAGACAUUUAUUCUUUAGGAAUCGUGGCUUGGCAAAUGUUAUCUAGAAAAUUGCCAUUUGCUGGAUUGCACAGUCACGCGAUUAUUUAUCUUUCUGCAAAAGGGUAUCGUCCUGCGGACGAUAAUACAGAUGAUGAAUCUCAAGGUGUUUAUAAAGCAUUGUAUAAACAGAUGUGGUCGCAGAAUGCUACUGCUAGACCAACGAUCAACAAAGUAAUAACUACAAUCGAUGUAUUAAUUUGCCCUUAA
This is a messenger RNA of Frieseomelitta varia, 1158 nucleotides long. RefSeq names its product serine/threonine-protein kinase mos (gene c-mos). The transcript is spliced from 4 exons. Gene Ontology annotation, biological process: protein phosphorylation. The coding region runs from base 196 to 1158 and encodes 320 amino acids. Gene Ontology annotation, molecular function: protein kinase activity; ATP binding. Lineage: Eukaryota; Metazoa; Arthropoda; Insecta; Hymenoptera; Apidae. The record is from RefSeq and is a predicted model, not a curated record.